This is a messenger RNA of Cynara cardunculus var. scolymus (artichoke), 1725 nucleotides long. Its product is annotated as tRNA threonylcarbamoyladenosine dehydratase. Gene Ontology annotation, molecular function: ubiquitin-like modifier activating enzyme activity; tRNA threonylcarbamoyladenosine dehydratase activity. The transcript has 12 exons. Bases 7 to 1452 code for a protein of 481 amino acids. Gene Ontology annotation, cellular component: plastid. Gene Ontology annotation, biological process: cyclic threonylcarbamoyladenosine biosynthetic process. NCBI's taxonomy places the organism in Eukaryota, Viridiplantae, Streptophyta, Magnoliopsida, Asterales, Asteraceae. The record is from RefSeq and is a predicted model, not a curated record.
AGAGAGAUGGAGGAGAGAGCUAAGUCUCUGGCUUUGAUCGCAGCCGGUGCUCUUUUGGGCUCCAUUACUGCCACCGUAGCUGUUCUCAAGCUUCUUCCUCCUAGAAUAGCUACGGUUCAAUACAGUAAUGGUGCGAAAUCAAAUGGCGAAGCAGUUUUAUCUGCUCCAGCUGCAGAAGGCAAUAGUUCUCUAAAAGCAGAGAUGUAUGAGAUCGACCAUGCAGACCUGUUAAAAGACGAAAUAGUUUCUGAACAGCUCACCAGGAAUAUUCAGUUCUUCGGUUUUGAUGCACAACAAAAAGUGACAACAUCCUAUGUUGUAGUCAUUGGCCUUGGAGGGGUCGGGAGUCAUGCUGCAUCAAUGCUUUUGAGAUCAGGAGUUGGCAGGCUCCUCCUUGUAGACUUCGAUCAGGUUUCACUUUCGUCUUUGAAUCGACAUGCGGUUGCUACGAGAAUAGAUGUUGGCACCCCAAAAGCGUUAUGCCUUAAGAAACACUUCUCAUCAAUUUAUCCAGAGUGCCACAUAGAUGCAAAGGUGCUGUUAUAUGAUGCUUCUUCAGAAGAAGAAAUUCUCUUGGGUGAUCCCGAUUUUGUUUUGGACUGUAUUGAUAACAUCGAUACAAAGGGUGUUCAUGGAAACAGUCUCUGUACGUUGGGCCGUUGGGGUAGAGUCAAGGUGGCUCUUCUUGCUGCAUGUGUACGUAGGGGUCUAAAAGUUUUGUCUGCUACAGGAGCUGGUGCUAGAGCUGACCCAACGAGAAUCCGCGUGGCUGAUUUGAGAGAAUCUACUAACGACCCCCUAUCUAGAGCAGUUAGACAACGUUUAAGGAGAGAUCAUGGUAUUGAAGGUGGCAUUCCUGUAGUUUUCUCUUUGGAAAAACCCAAGGCGAAACUGCUUCCUUUUAAGGGACCUAAUGGAGAUGAAGAGAAUCCUUCAGAUUAUCAAGUGGUGCCCGGGUUUAGGGUCCGCAUAAUUCCUGUUUUGGGAACAAUACCUGCUAUUUUUGGACAAAUCAUGGCAUCAUAUGUUGUGACAAGACUGGCAGAAUUGCAAGUCCACAUGGAGCCCAUUGUGAACUUCGAUAUGGAUCAUUACCGCGUUCUACAUCAGCGCCUUAUUGAGCACGAGGAGUUGAUUUACGGCACCUCCAUCCAAGUUCAGGUAGAUGUUGAAGAAGUCAUGUAUGUUGCUAAAGAGUUGUGGCGUGGAAGAAGCGCUAGAGAUCAAACAACAAAAGUAGGGCGUGGAAUGUGGCGUUCUGUCAACGAGCUGAUGCUCGUGAGAUGGGACAAAUCAAAACCCGCAUCCGCAUCAAAUCUUAUCCUUCUAAAAUUUACAGAGGCCGAUGAGCAUGAGUCGACUACACUUGAAGAUCUAAAGGAACACGAACCAGAAUUUUUCACGAGGGUAACAUCCACACUGAAACGAGCUGAAUUAGACUUGGCUCUGUAGACUGUCGAAGGUGUAAUUUAUGCCAAAUAUCUGCAUUGUUUAUUGAAGAUCGUCGGUGCUCACACCAAAUUUUUGGUUCUGCCGACAGAUGUUAUAAAUUUACCUGGUGCAGUUUUACAUUGUGACCAACUUAUGCAAGCUUUAAGGUAGCAAAAAUGACAUUUUAUUUUGAUAGGAUAAUUUUUGUAGCUUUCAGCUGUGCUUGUUGCAAUUUUGAGCAGUGCUUUACUGUAUUUCUUUUCUUUAUUGUAUGCCAGCAUUAGUUUUACUGGU